AAUCCAAUCCUUUCCUGCUUUGUAAACACGAGUGUUUGUGCUCAGUGACCAAAGUUCAUCCAGACAAUUUUGAUAUUGCAAACAAAUCCCAAGUGGAAAAUAUAUCAAUUUGGUUUAUCACUGUUACUAAACACUUACUUUUUUUUUUAAAUAUCAGAGAAAGACAACGCAUUUUAGAAAAUUUAAGUGUAAAGUCUUGUCUCCAUAACCCCACGUCUAUGUUUGGUUGAGCUGACUUUCACAGUUGGUUUUCUGUUUUUAACCGUUUCCCCACUUGAUGAAGUCAUGCAGAAACUCAGUAUUACUGGUGUUAGACGGUAAACAAAGGGAUGGGGUCAGCGAUUUGGUUUCACAGUAAGAGCACAGUAGUGUGGUAGAGAAGAAAACUCUCCAUCAGAGGAAGUUCUAAUACACAAUGAACUUGUGGUUACAAAUCUGACUUGUACAAAGCAGUGGGUACAGUUAGAGAGGAUCCAGCGACGGUCGGGACAGAUCCGCUUGGCGUCAGAAAUGAAGGACAUGACUGGGAACAGGAAGAUUUUGAUAGGGACCCUCAUAUUCUGGCAACUCAAGUGUUUGGUAUCUCUAGAUCCAGCAUGGACACAACUGAGGUUCUUGGGCAAAAUUCACAAUGAUGCAAAGAGUCCAAAUGAAAGCAACCAUGAGGAUGAUGCUGCCUCCGUUCUCCAGCUGCCAUGGCAUUCACUGGCUGGCGGAUUGAGGCGGAUGAAGAGGGGCUGGGUUAUUCCACCAAUUAACUUUCCAGAAAACAAUGGGGGACCAUAUCCCAAAUUUCUGGUGACACUUAAGUCAAGUAAAGCUGAAACAGUAGCCAUAACAUACAAGAUCAGUGGCCCAGGUGCGGAUCAGCCCCCUGAAGGUAUUUUUACUGUCGAUGACCGGUCUGGUAUGAUUUAUGUGACCGAGCCACUGGACAGGGAGAAACAAGCCAAAUACACUCUGUGGGCUUAUGCCCAGACAGGCACAAUACAUGCAGAGCAGCCCAUGGAGCUCAUCAUCAACGUCAUUGACCAGAAUGACAACAAACCAGAAUUCAAUCAGACAGUUUUCACCGGCAGAGUGAGCGAAAGUGCCAAAGUUGGUAAACCCAUCUUGAGUGUAACAGCUGAAGAUAAGGACGAUCCAGAUACAUACAAUGCUAUAAUUAGGUAUCGACUGCUAUCUCAGAUACCUGGAAUGCCCAAAGAGGAGAUGUUUGCUAUAAACGCAGUGAAUGGACGGAUCAGUCUGAAGGAACAGGGACUGGAUAGAGAGACUCAUCCAGAAUAUACACUGAUUGUUACUGCUGCUGAUAUGAAAGGGGAAGGUCUGAUCACAACCUGCACUACUAUCAUUACCGUUACUGACAGCAACGAUAAUGCUCCAAAUUUCAUUGACACAUCUAUAUCCACAACAGUCCAUGAGAAUGAGAUAGGAGUGGAGGUAGCAAGACUGAAAGCCACUGACAUGGACGAGUCAGGAUCUCCAAAUUCAAACACCAAAUAUUCCAUCAUCAAAGGCAAUGAAGCGGGAGCCUUUAACAUCACCGUUGGUUCAAAUAAGAUGGAGGGAAUAAUCACAACUGCCAAGGAACUGGAUUUUGAGAACUUGUCUGAGUACAAACUGUUGGUGGCGGUAACAAACGAGGCGCCAUUUUCCGUCCCCGUGUCCACAUCUACAGCCACAGUCACAAUAAAAGUCAUUGACCGAAACGAGCCUCCUGUUUUCAGCCCAGCCGAGGUUCACAUAACCCUCUCAGAGGAUGUGAGAGUCGGCACGGCCGUGGUCCAGCUGAAAGCAAAGGACCCGGAUACAGCCAGAGCACAGCGCGUAACAUACAAACUCUACAACGACAGCGCCCGGUGGCUGAGCACCAACCACAGCACUGGAUCAGUUAAAGUUGUGAGCAGCAUGGACCGAGAGUCACAACGUGUCAGAGAAAACAAAUAUACAGUUUUAGUUUUGGCUUAUGAUGAUGAUCUUAUUCCAGCUACAGGAACUGGUACUCUGGUUGUGAGUUUGUUGGAUGUGAAUGACCACCUUCCAGAGGUCAGGCAGAAAACAGCCACUCUGUGUAACUCUGACCCUUUUCCUGCACUCCUGGACGUAGUGGAUCUGGAUGGACCGGGUCAUGCUGGGCCAUUUACUGUGGAGCUUAUAGAAGGACAUAAGAAGAACUGGAUUGUCAAAACCAAUUCCACAAGCAAUGUGGCGGCUCUCUACCCCAAACAAAACCUACCUCCUGGGAACUAUAAUGUUACCAUGAUGAUUUAUGAUGUUGGGGGGCUCUACAAAGACAGUACUCUGGUUGUAGAGGUGUGCCACUGUCAAGGUGGAGUAGAUGCCUGUUUGCCAAGGAGUAAAGGACAUGAAGACAUUCCUUCUUUUGCAACCCCUCUACUGGUAUCUGUCUUUGGCCUCCUGUUGCUGCUCCUGCUACUCCUGCUGCUCCUGCUGCUGCUGAGCAGAAGGAGGAGAAAGGAGGCCCCUCUCCUGGAAGAUCUGACCCGUGAUGACCUAUUCUGCUACAGUGAGGAGGGAGGAGGUGAAGACGACAGGGACUAUGAUUUGUCCCAGUUGCACAGAGGGCUGGACAACCGACCUGAAGUCUUCAGCACAGAUGUGUUUCCUACUGUCCAGGCUCGACCGGGGUACCGUCUGCAAAUUCAAGCCAACGAGGACGUUUGCAAUUUUAUUGAACAUAACCUACAAGCAGCAAACAGAGACCCCACAGCUCCUCCGUAUGACUCUCUGCUCGUGUUCGACUAUGAGGGUGGAAGCUCUGAGGUGGGUUCACUCAGCUCCAUUCAGUCUUCAGAUUCAGACGUGGAUCAGGAUUUUGAGAGUUUGAAUCAGUGGGGGCCAUGCUUUGGCAGACUGGCAGACCUGUACGCAAAGGGAAGAGAGGAGGAAGACGAUGACAACCAAACACUGCCAGGAAAAUCAGAAUUAUUCUAACAUUAUCAAAUAUAUUGGGAGGUCAUCUAAACUUACAGCUGUCUGUCUUAGAAAUGAUCAGUGGACAUUUUUUUUGCCACCAAGUGUUUUUUUAAUUUUACAGAGGCUUUACUCUCUUUCUGUUAGCUUUGUGUGUGCUACUGCUGAAUUCUUUGACAAUAAUAUUUAAACAGAAAUCCUAUUUGAUUGUUUUUGAUGCACUUCUGUUUUAAAGUUUUUUUAGGUUUUUUUUUUUUUUACUUGUUUAUUGCCAUUAAGUUAAAAUGUGAUUUCAAGCUAUUUUGGGAAAACAUUUAUACCCUGAACUUUUUUAAAUUUUACCACAGGACAGCUUCAAACUUUUAUGUAUUUAGUGAGGAUUUAUGUUAUAGUUUAGACCAGGGCUUUGCAUCCUCUUUCAACAUUCUACUGUGGCUCGAUUGUUGGCUAAAAAUGCUUAACAUAUAAGCAUUAUUUAAGUUGUAAAGGUGAUUAAAGUAUGGCAGCUUGAGCUUUUGCAAGGUAUUACUGUGAUUUCUUAGCCUACAAAAUCUUGUACUUUAUCAGUCCAUAUGUUAUAUGAACCAAAGGUUUUGCUAUGUGUGAGUCUUUGUACUUCAAAUUUUGA
Molecule: messenger RNA, 3565 nt
Organism: Poeciliopsis prolifica (blackstripe livebearer)
Lineage: Eukaryota; Metazoa; Chordata; Actinopteri; Cyprinodontiformes; Poeciliidae
Exons: 15
Coding region: 511-2958 (815 amino acids)
Biological process (GO): multicellular organism development; calcium-dependent cell-cell adhesion; adherens junction organization
Cellular component (GO): catenin complex; plasma membrane; adherens junction
Molecular function (GO): calcium ion binding; cadherin binding
Source: RefSeq, a predicted model, not a curated record